Molecule: messenger RNA, 2253 nt
Organism: Dermacentor albipictus
Lineage: Eukaryota; Metazoa; Arthropoda; Arachnida; Ixodida; Ixodidae
Source: RefSeq, a predicted model, not a curated record
AAUUCAUCGCUCGUCGCCCGGACGUGCUAUGAGCGACUAGCCAAUAGCGCAACGCCGAAGCUGGAUAUAUACUUUACUCAGGGCCAUGCUCAGGGCAGACUGGCUCGCGUUCUCAUUGCACUCGGCUGAGAUAAGGUCCCUCUAUAAUUUAGGCUGAGAGACUCGGUCACGCGCGCGUAAGUUGCAAGCACCAGAGCGCUACCUCUACUAUUUCUAACUCGCUAUAGAAAAAAAAAAUAAUAAUCUCUGAUAUACCACCAGCCUUUCCACGGGAGUCGACGAGUUGCGCGGACUGACAGUUGUCCUUCACCAUGCUGGAGCAACAACAAAUGAACACAGUACGUCUAGAAACGCAGAGUCCUGCGCUCUACGUGGUUGUAUGGGACUGGCGGCCGCACAGCGUUACCCCAAGUAACCACGGAUAUCCGGGCGACGUCCGACGGACGUCCUUUCUGGAUAUUCGGGAUGUCCGUGGGAUAUCCAUGAAUGUCCGACGUACGUCCGAGGGACGUCCCUGGGAAAUCCAAAGCAGUGAGAGUGGCAGAGGAGCCUCGGGGCCAGCUGCUGUCAUCACUCAAGAGCUCCGUGUUUAUCCUGGGCAUAUCAUUCGUGGCCCCAGUUUCUGGAAGCAACACUCUUACCUGGCACUUGCAGCACUUCUGGGGGGCAUCAGGCAACUUCUGGCAAGGCCAGUGGGAUGCUGUCGAGGCUUUCUUUGAUGGAGAUGAGUUCUCCAAGAUUGUUUGGGGUACAUUUGGUGUGACUUUUGCGGUCUACUGGCUGGUUGGUGGUCUUUACACAAUUAUGGACCUCACUGGGCGUCCCGCAUUUCUGCUGCGGUACAAAAUCCAGGACACAGCUCCAUACCCAGUCACCUUUGGCCAGGUGUGGCGAGUGGUGCAUCAGGUGCUAUUCAACCAGCUGGGGGUGGGACUGCCUCUUGGUCUUGUGGCCCACCAGCUGCUGGUUUGGCGUGGCUACGAUCGCAGCCCCCAGCUGCCCACAUUCCACUGGGUCCUCUUUGAACUGGCAGUCUGCGCCCUGGUGGAAGAGGCAGGUGUCUACUACUCACACAGGCUGCUGCACCAUCCCCGCCUGUACAGGCGCAUACACAAGCAGCACCACGAGUGGACCUCUCCAGUCGCCAUCACAGCUGUCUACUGCCACCCACUGGAGCACCUCUGCACAAACCUUCUGCCACCAUUGCUAGGCGUGCUGCUGCUCGGCUCUCACCCUGCGACAGCUUGGCUUUGGUUUAGUGUGGCCUUGCUUGCCACCCUCAAUGCCCACUCGGGCUUCCACCUGCCAUUCUUUCCUUCGCCAGAGGCGCACGACUACCACCACCUCAAGUUCAGCAACAACUAUGGUGUGCUGGGUGUACUUGACCGACUGCAUGGCACGGACCAGCAAUUCCGACAGACAGAUGCCUAUCGCCGUCAUGUCAUGUUGCUCAGCCUGGCGCCUCUGAAGGAACUGUGGCCUGCUGAAGGAAAGAAGAACUCCCAGUAGCAACCUCUGCAUGUGUCUUAAGGCAAGGAUCAUGUUUACCUUCUGCUCAUUGGAGAAAGACAAGGCAACAGGGACGAAACAAAAUGCACCUACAAACCUUUGCACUGACGUUGUCAAUUUGCUUCCGUGGUUACAGAUCUAGUGCCAGAAAAGAAAAACAUCCGUGCACUUUAUCUACAAUAAGACAACAGCUAUCACAGCUUGUUUUCAAAUAACACCAAGCGUGACGUGUUACUUCGGCCGGGGUGCCGCAGAUAAGGCACUAGCUCAUUCAGAAUGUUCUUCUUUAUUUCGUUCUGGCUAACUCAGAGGGAACUUGUUCGAGGGCACUGCUUCAUGAUGCGGGUAGGAGUGCAAUCUCGAAGUAUUUUUCAUAUUUCGCGGGUUUUAUUUGUCAAUCAGAAAAAUUUGCACGCAGUUAGUACAUCGCUGAAAAUAUCGCAGUUAGGUGUCCCUUGGUUGUGCUUACAAAUGCCUCAUUGGCAUUUUGAUAGUUAGGAUUGUUUGUCUCGAGUUGGACAAUUAAUUACAGUUACCUAAUUAAAUCUCAGUAUUGUAAAAAUUUACUGGCAGCUACUCCACUGUACUGGAGACAAAAUGUACUUAGUUUUUUUUUAGUAACGUUCGAGUUGCUUUUUUGUAAACCUGGUUUCAUGAGAGUUAAUUGGGGCGCCCUGUAUAUUUUUACGACCUCUGCGUAGAAGUGACGAUGUUUCUAUCUUUAAUAAAUCUUGUAAAUUAUUA